CUAUCUUUCUCUCUUUUGUUUCUUUUUAUAUUUUCUGGUUGCUAUGAUUGUUAAUGAUUUGAUACAUUUGAGUUUAAGAUCAGCUUGUGUCUAUUUGAUUGUGGUGACUGUUUAAUUGUGCCAGAGAUGUCAGAAUAAGUAAUUAGAAGUGCGAAGAGAAAAAUGUAAAAUACAUAUAAUUGGGACUUGACUUGGCAUCUAAUCAAAUCAAGUUACUCAUUUGCGUAAAUUUGAGUUUUGUUAUUUUUUUCUUCAAUUGAGUCUUAGUGUGUGUGCGUUAUUUAACUGAAGCUCAUGAUGAAAAUGUUCAAAGAAGCCAGAAGUAAAUAUCGAUCGAGUUUAACAGGAUCGUGCGCAUAGAUCUAAGGUUCAGUCAAAUAAUGAAGAUGGUGAUUAUGUUGAGAUGGUUGUUACCAAUUUACCAGGAAAUGUCCCUUAUAUAUAUUUAGGAUCCGUCCUCGAUUCCAUUCUUUAUUUUUCCUCUGUCUGAACUGUUAUUUUUGCUUCUUCCAGUUAAUUACAAUUAACCUUUGUGAUUGAUUAAUUUUGUUUUUCUCCACCAACAAAUUCACCUUUACGGAAUGUUAUCGGGUUUACCAUUAACAUCAAAAUCACCAUUAUCUUCACCAUUACCACCAAUGUUUAAAUUGUUUACCUGUUUUGAUUAUUUGUUAUUACUUCUUUGACCCUUUUUGGUUUCAAACACACACACAACAUAAAAAAACAGGCAUCAGAAUCCAGUCAAAGGAACCAUUUACUAUUCUUGUUAAUCAUUUUUACUGUAAUAUUAUUAUUACCCUCUUAUCACCAGUUUUUCAUCAAGUGUCCUUUUUCAGUUGUUUACAAAUCUGAUUUCUGAACCAUCCAUAAUAACCAUAUUGUUAUUUUGAUUGUGGAAAAAAUCAUCAAAUCAUUGUUGAUCUUAUUUUCUCUAUUAAGUUGCUUCAAUCUAUUUUUAUUCAUCUCCUAAUUUGAUUAAUCAUCAGUUUACAUACAAUCAAGCUAUUUCAAUCUAUUGCUUUUCAAAAUCAAGCCAAUUCAAUCAAAGGUUCAUCUUUCCAGAGGAAACGCAAGAAACAACCAGAAAUAUUAUCACCAUUUUCACCAUCUUACUUGCAGUUCAACUGUUACUCUGGAAAUCAAAGUAACCACCACUUUAACCCUUUACCCUGCUAUCAUCUCAACCAACACCUAAACUCAACUUCAGUUGAUCUGUCUAUUGAUACCUUUUGGUUAGAUGAGUAUAACAUGAUUGAUAAUAUGAGUUUUCCCAAUGAUUUGGACUCUUCUUCACCAUUGAAUCAACCAUCUCAAGAUCGAUCAAUCACCAUUAACAAUUUUAACAACACUGACAGUAAUUACAAUGAAAUCACUGACUGGUGGUCUGAAGCUCCGUCCGCACCAAGUCCUGGUUUGGUUUUGUUUAACAGUGAAGAGCAAAGUGACUUGAUAUUCAUUGUGACCAUGGAUGAUCGAGAAGAUGAUGGACUCAAAUUUCCGGGACAUUCAUUUAUAAUCAAAGAUUCCAGUCCAAUCUUUCAGGAUAUUGUCAAUCAAAUUGGUCAACGGCAAAAAUCACCUUCCGAUUCAAAGCCAAUCAUAAAUAUUCAAUGUCGCCCGGAAACACUUCAUAAUUUAAUGAGUUACAUUUACAAGAAAGAAGUCCUUCUCAACAGUGUUACCCAUUGCUUGAGUUUACUUGAACUUUCCAUCAAGUUUAUGCUGACCGAGUUGACCAGUAUCUGUUUAACAUUCCUGUGUAACAAUGCAACGGAAUUCAAUGUACUACUUAUACUCAGUUCAUUAAGCAAGAUUGAUUUUAAGCCAUUAAAAUCAGAUAAAAAAUCAAACACCAUGUCAACCCUGAAGGAUAAACCAAUCAAUGAUAAUAAUCCAGAUUCUAAUGAAACUAGUGAUAACAAUGAUAAUUUGGGUGAAUCUGUUGUUGGAUCAAGGGUCACAAGAUCAUCUUCAAUUACCAGUGUCAUCUAUCUCAGCUCGGAAGGACAACAACCCCAAUUUGUAAAUCACAAAGUUCAUCAACAUAAUCAUGAUCUUCAUGGAUCCACUGAGAUGGUUCAAAAUCUUGUUAAUGAGCUAAUAUCACGGUGUUACUGUAUCCUUGAUGAGUUUGCUGAAUCCAUCAUUUCCUCUGAAGCCAUCUGUAACCUUGAUCGAGACCUUUUAAUGAAAAUUUUAUCUCGAGACACACUUAAAUUGCCGAAUGAAUUGGUUGCCUUUGAAGCCAUCGAAAGAUGGUCAAUAUGCCAAUGUCAACGUCAAUUGAAGGAAAUUACUGGACCCAAUCGAAUGGAAGUCCUUAAAGAUGCCAUUUACUCGGUUCGCUAUUUAACUAUGCCUUUGAUGGUUUUCAUGAGAGGACCUUUUGCUUCCGAUAUUCUCACCGAAAUGGAUAAAAAUUAUCUCCAAUCUAAACUACUUGAUCCAGAUACUCGUCUUCCUGCUUACAUGGUUGGCCGUCGAAUGGAUGUUAAACGAAAGUGGAUUAAACCCAACACCAAGUCACCAGCCCGGCCAAUUUCAACACCUUUAUCAGCACCUAAAAAGUCUACCUCACAAGCUUCCGUCUCACCGCCAUCUUCAUCUUCAUCAACUGACAAUGGCUAUGAUCGUAAAAAGAAGCCAGCAAUUAAAAAGUUUCUCAACGGAUUAGGAGAUGUAAUGAUAUUCGUUAUUCGAAUAUUUGAUUAAAUCUUUUAAGCUUAAUUUUGCCUUGGAAAAAAGCCAAACGCACUGCAAAUAUCGAUCACGUAUUUUAUAUCGGUUGUCAAAUUUCAAUCUCGACCGAUCUAUUUAUCAAGAUAAAAGCAAUUAAAAUCAUUGAAUUGGCAACAUUUGGAAAAACGAUAUCGCUAAUGCACAUGGAUUCACCUCUUGAUUUUAGCCUCAUUUUUAAGUUUAAACCUAGUUUAAUCAGUCUCCGUUCCAAUAGAUCACUUUUUGGCCUAAAUAUCAAAUUAUCUGUUGUUGUAAUGUCACUUUUCCCGCUGAAUUGUUUACUGUUAUCACUGGCAGCCUUUCAAUCAUUCACAAUGUUACCCACAAUUUUAUUCAUCAUUUUUAUCUGCGCUAUUCAAACGAUUCACUCCAUUGUUUUUUGUUGUAAUUUUUUGAAUUAUUUUAAACAGACAAAGCAAAUUGCUUAUUCUCGUAUCGUCUAUUCUCGCUUUGAUUAUCUUAAUCACUUACAUUUUAUCCUUUAAAUACUCAAUAUUCCAUUUUUUUGUGAUUGUUAUUUCUUCUUUUAAAUUACGAUUAAACAAAAAUAUAAACAUAAUGUGUAUGCA
This is a messenger RNA of Tetranychus urticae (two-spotted spider mite), 3308 nucleotides long. RefSeq names its product BTB/POZ domain-containing protein 6-A. NCBI's taxonomy places the organism in Eukaryota, Metazoa, Arthropoda, Arachnida, Trombidiformes, Tetranychidae. Gene Ontology annotation, molecular function: protein binding. The record is from RefSeq and is a predicted model, not a curated record. Gene Ontology annotation, biological process: neurogenesis. Gene Ontology annotation, cellular component: cytosol.